Messenger RNA from Mastomys coucha (southern multimammate mouse), 1085 nucleotides. RefSeq names its product synaptonemal complex protein 3-like. The record is from RefSeq and is a predicted model, not a curated record. Gene Ontology annotation, cellular component: synaptonemal complex. Gene Ontology annotation, biological process: meiotic cell cycle; spermatid development. NCBI's taxonomy places the organism in Eukaryota, Metazoa, Chordata, Mammalia, Rodentia, Muridae. Bases 10 to 771 code for a protein of 253 amino acids. The transcript is spliced from 9 exons.
CAUACAAUUAUGUUUCCCCAUGGACGAAGGGACCCUGAAGAAUUGGAAAGCUCACCAAGAAGGGACCCUGAAGAAUUGGAAAGCUCACCAAGAAGGGACCCUGAAGAAUUUGAAAGCUCACCAAGAAGGGACCCUGAAGAAUUUGAAAGCACACAAAUAGAGGAACAUUUAGCAGUUUAUCCCUUUGAUGACGACUUUCAGCACCCCAGUGCUUCAGAGAGGAGUCAAACACUCUCUCCGAUUGAAGAACUGAGUUCAGCAUCUGAUUCAUAUGGGAAGAACAGUCCUGUAGAACUGUUUUCACAUCCAGGGGAAAAGGUAGAGGUUAUUCUUGGAAAAAUUGCAGGUGACAUUAACCGUGCUCUUAGUGCUAAGAAACAAAGAAUGGAGACAAAUGCCAGACAAUCUUUUGAGGGAGUUGAGCAGAAAAUGAAAGAAGUUUGGAACUCACAUGAAGAUGCAAUGGCACAGCUUAAUGAAGAGACUGCUCAGGCAUUUGCAAAGCUGUUUGAGCAAUGGAAUGAAGAUUUUAAGAAAUUUCGAGAAAAACAUGAGAAACUUGUGAAUGAUUUUAAACAACAAGAGAAGGUUUUUCAAAAAUCUAGAUUUAUUCAGAACCAGAGACUGAGAACAAUUAAACAAGUACAUGAAGACUUCUUAAAGAAUUUGGAAGACCUGGAGAAGAGGAAUGAUGUUCUGCUCACUGGGACACAAAGCGAACUUAAAGAGGAAAUUAAUAAGCUGCGGAGAAAAGUUUUGACAGAAUCUUAACAACAGGAGAUGGCAGAUGUUCAUCAUUCUCUCCAUUCCGUGCUCUUUUGAUGGAAGAAUAUUUGAAGAAGGAACUUAAACUGAAGCGAUACAGUUCAAAUGCCAGUUAGGAGCCAUGCUUUAAGACAAGUAUUAGUAUAAAUGAUAAGAUCUUUAGUCAUUAGUUUGUUUCCCUCUUAAUUUAGAAUAAAAUCCAGUUAUGUUGGUACCAACUAUUCCUGUAUGUCAAGGAUUUGCCUCUUUUAUUAUAAUACAAUGUACUUUUCUUUAUGACACCGUUGAGUUCUUAUCAAUAAAAAUGAUUAAAGUUUGGA